AUGCUAGAGGACAUCAAGUUGCUUGACACGGUGAAAGCUUGUUUUCACUCAGGAGCCUUCAUUUUUACGGGUCUCUUUACCUAUCUCAUCAUCGUGACUGUGCAUGGCACGCCCGAGCUCCAAACGAACGCCCGCUACGCCCUUCUGUGCCAGCACUGUGCCUGUGUGGCAGGCUUCAAUGUCACAGGUGCGACCUUGCAUGCCCUCCGUGCCCUGCGAUUGUCAACGAUGCGUUUGGUCUGCUGGGUGCUCUUUGACCUGCAGGUGGCGCUUGCACGCGGCCUUAUUAUCACACUAACUCUAAUGGCCGUCAACACCUGCCUAUCCAUCUGCAAACCAUUGCACUACCUUACGCUGGUGCAUCGAACCCGCACCGUAGUUAUAUUAGUCUCCUGGUUCCUUGCCUUGGUCAACCCUGUGGUAUUUACUGUGCUGGCCUGUGUGGACACACCAUGGGAUUACGUGGUUGGACCUGACCCCAUGUGCUCCACCACACUGGAAGGGAAAGCACCACGUAUAAGCGCCCUCGCGCUGCUGGCGCUGCUGAUUCUGCUCAUUGUUGGCAGCUACGUACUCAUUUACCUUGAGGGUCACCGUGCUGGCCACUUCUCACGUUCUAACAGCAGGGGGCGCCGUACCAUCCUCAUUCACACCCUGCAGAUGAGCUUGCACCUUCUGCCAGCUGUCAUGAUUAUCUCCCGACUGGAUCAGUACCUGCCGUUGGCACUGGCUAACUUUACGGUGUUUUGUGCAGCCCAGUCACUCAGUCCCGUGGUUUACGGCCUGCGGUGCCGUGAACUCCGGUCCCACCUUGCCCGAUUCAUCCCACAGCCGCUCCAGUCCCUCAGGAGCUGUGGAAGAGUGCAUGACACUAGUAAUGGUACAUCAUCCAGCCUGGGAAAUGUUGGCAGCAGCACAGAAACAGUGACGAGCACCUCCACGUGUGUUGCUAUUGGCAACUACUCAGCAGGUCACACAGACAGUGACUGUGAGGAGCAAGACUCAACUGUGACUUGCACAACAGUACAAGAGUGA
Messenger RNA from Chanos chanos (milkfish), 1035 nucleotides. RefSeq names its product olfactory receptor 4K17. The coding region runs from base 1 to 1035 and encodes 344 amino acids. Gene Ontology annotation, biological process: detection of chemical stimulus involved in sensory perception of smell. Gene Ontology annotation, molecular function: odorant binding; olfactory receptor activity. The record is from RefSeq and is a predicted model, not a curated record. NCBI's taxonomy places the organism in Eukaryota, Metazoa, Chordata, Actinopteri, Gonorynchiformes, Chanidae. The transcript has a single exon. Gene Ontology annotation, cellular component: membrane.